AUGCCGACCGAGCUGGAUUUUAGCGCUACUCACACUCCUGCAGGUGCUCCUGGUAGCGAAUUCGUUAACGAGAUCGACUCUUCCCCGGGGGCGUCAUGGGCGUCCCAUUUUGAUGAGACUCCGAUGUCAACUUCAACAGGGCCGGGCGAUAUCCCUGCCCCUAUCGCCACUCCUCCGAAUCACGACAUUUCUAUCGGACAGCGAAUGAUAUCUGCCUCAGCCGGGAAUAUCUUGACCGGGCUUCUUGUCACUCCUCUCGACGUCGUACGUGUCCGUCUACAAUCACAAUCACAGUUCACGAGCGCUGCACAAUACACUACACAUACCACUCAAUCUUUAAAGAACCUCCCUGCGAAUAUCGGAAUCACCUCUUGUUGCCGUGAAGUGUUUUGGGUUGGAGACAAUGCGCAGAUGUGCAUGUUAGGGCCCCAGGCCAGUACAAUUGGAAACCAAGCACAUCCUGCAUUGGACUGUGCUGUCGAAGAAACACAGAGGCGAACCUUCACAUCGACCUUGGAUGGGUUACGGAAAAUUGCUCGCAAUGAAGGCGUGUCUACAUUAUGGCGAGGUCUCAGCGCGACGUUGAUGAUGGGCAUUCCUGCCAACAUCAUUUAUUUCGCCGGUUACGACUGGCUGCGAACCGAUGAUAAGAGUCCCGUCAGAAAAUACGUUCCGGAUGUUUAUGCGCCAUUUAUCGGGGGUGCGAUCGCGAGAACAACAGCUGCUGCCGCCACCAGCCCUGUUGAGAUGUUCCGUACCCGUCUUCAGGCAAUCCCAGGCACAGGUGCUGGUCACUUCAGAGCCACUCUGCAAGACCUGCACAAGAUGACCAAGAACAAAGGUUAUGCCUCUCUUUGGCGUGGACUGUCACUGACGAUGUGGCGCGACGUGCCCUUUUCUGGACUCUAUUGGUGGGGAUAUGAGAAAGUCAAGCUUAAUUUGGAGAAUGCGCGUCAGCAGGCACCGAACAUUUCUGGCGCUGAUCUCGACGCUCCCACCAGUGCUACUGCUUUCUUUGAUAGCUUUAUUGCCGGUGCCACUUCGGGAUCCGUCGCGGCAUUAGUCACAACGCCCUUCGACGUCGGCAAGACGCGGCAACAAGUCUACAGACAUAUGGACGACCACGGCCCUGUCGCCCCACGAUCCACCCUGGUACCCAAACAAAUCGUUCCAGAGCAACUCUCUCUCCCGAAAUUCCUCCUUCAUAUUUUCCGCGAGGAAGGCAUGGCUGGACUCUUCCGUGGCUGGUCGGCGCGCUGCCUUAAGGUCGCGCCAGCCUGCGCAAUCAUGAUCUCUACCUAUGAAUUAGGGAAGCGCAUGGCACGAGAAGUCAAUGAGCGCCGCCACGAAACCUCUUAA
Molecule: messenger RNA, 1359 nt
Organism: Penicillium verhagenii
Lineage: Eukaryota; Fungi; Ascomycota; Eurotiomycetes; Eurotiales; Aspergillaceae
Product: putative mitochondrial carrier protein
Exons: 2
Coding region: 1-1359 (452 amino acids)
Biological process (GO): mitochondrial transmembrane transport
Source: RefSeq, a predicted model, not a curated record